Messenger RNA from Caenorhabditis elegans, 399 nucleotides. RefSeq names its product Ovule protein (gene F44F4.15). The coding region runs from base 22 to 399 and encodes 125 amino acids. The record is from RefSeq and is marked reviewed. The transcript is spliced from 5 exons. Lineage: Eukaryota; Metazoa; Nematoda; Chromadorea; Rhabditida; Rhabditidae.
ACAAAAAAAAUUAUUUUUACGAUGGAUUUCAAAUCGACAUAUUUGUUAAUAAUGUUUGCUGUAAAAGCUAUAAACGCCACAAGGAAUAUUUCUAUUUUCGAAGCAUACCCUUUCAUAGCAUAUUUCAAUGUGAUUCAAUGCUCACUGUUCUUCUUUUUCACCGCCGUCGUGCUCAUUACAACGGCCAUAAGUUUCUAUCAGACAACUCCGCCAAAGUUGACUUUCAGCAAGCCAAGUUUAUCGAGUAUUAUAUUGUUGUGGGCGAAGGUUCCUCGUAUAGAAGAAGCGUCUACACAAAUCCUGAAACUGGAGCCAGAACCGAGACAACUGGUGCAACUGAGAGCACUGCUUGUACUGGAACAGGAACAGAAACUGAAACUGGAACUGGAACAACAUUGA